AUGGCCUCCGCGGCCGCCCGCAGCCUGCUCGUCCUCCUCCAGGUGCUGGGGCUCGCCCUGGCGCAGAUCAGAGGCCCCCCAGGAGAGCCGGGCCCCCCGGGGCCGCCGGGGCCGCCAGGAGUGCCUGGAUCCGAUGGCAUCGACGGCGACAAGGGCCCCCCUGGGAAGGCUGGCUUUCCAGGACCUAAGGGAGAGCCUGGCAAAGCAGGGCCAGAUGGGCCGGACGGGAAGCCAGGGAUUGAUGGUCUGACUGGAGCCAAGGGCGAGCCUGGUCCCAUGGGAACCCCUGGAGUCAAGGGCCAGCCUGGGCUCCCAGGUCCCCCUGGUCUGCCGGGCCCUGGCUUCGCUGGACCUCCUGGACCCCCUGGACCAGUUGGCCUCCCUGGUGAGAUUGGAAUCACAGGCCCCAAGGGAGAUCCUGGACCAGAGGGACCAGAGGGGCCUCCAGGGCCCCCCGGAAAACCGGGCCGACCGGGAACCAUUCAGGGCUUGGAAGGCAGCGCGGAUUUCCUGUGUCCAACCAACUGUCCAGCAGGUGUGAAAGGCCCCCCGGGACUGCAGGGUGUGAAGGGCCAUCCUGGCAAACGAGGGGUCCUGGGGGAUUCUGGCCGCCAGGGGAAGCCGGGCCCCAAGGGAGAUGUGGGUGCCUCUGGAGAACAAGGCAUCCCUGGACCACCGGGUCCCCAGGGCAUCAGGGGCUACCCAGGCAUGGAGGGGCCCAAAGGAGAAACGGGUCCUCGUGGAUACAAAGGCAUGGUUGGCUCCGUUGGCGCUGCCGGGUCUCCAGGUGAAGAAGGUCCUCGGGGACCACCAGGCCGAGCUGGGGAGAAGGGUGACUUGGGCAGCCAAGGUGUUCGAGGACCCCAGGGAGUAACAGGCCCGAAGGGAGUGACGGGUCCCCCAGGCAUUGACGGCAAGGACGGAACCCCAGGCAUACCUGGCAUAAAGGGCAACGCGGGACAGGCUGGGCGACCAGGAAACCCAGGCCACCAGGGCCUAGCGGGUGUGCCAGGCCAGCCUGGGACAAAAGGAGGCCCUGGGGACAAGGGUGAGCCAGGCCACCAGGGCCUCCCUGGAUUCUCUGGUCCUCCCGGGAAGGAGGGAGAACCGGGGCCUAGAGGAGAAAUCGGUCCACGGGGCAUCAUGGGGGAGAAGGGAGACCAGGGUGAAAGGGGGCCAGUGGGGCAGCCGGGCCCGCUAGGCCGCCAGGGUCCCAAGGGGGAGCAGGGCCCCCCGGGAAUUCCAGGGCCACAAGGCUUGCCAGGCGUCAAGGGAGACAAGGGCUCCCCAGGGAAGACCGGGCCCCGCGGCGGAGUGGGCGACCCGGGGGUGGCCGGCCUCCCUGGAGAGAAAGGCGAGAAGGGGGAGUCUGGCGAGCCAGGGCCCAAGGGACAGCAAGGAGUCCGCGGAGAGCCGGGUUACCCCGGCCCCAGCGGGGAUGCGGGCGCCCCAGGGGUGCAGGGCUACCCUGGGCCACCAGGCCCACGAGGGCUGGCUGGAGACCGAGGCCUGCCGGGACAGCCUGGGAGACAGGGCGUGGCGGGCCGGGAUGCCAGUGACCAGCACAUCGAGGAUGUAGUGCUGAAGAUGAUGCAAGAGCAACUGGCGGAGGUGGCUGUGAGUGCCAAGAGGGAAGCCCUGGGUGCCACUGGGAUGAUGGGCCUCCCAGGACCCCCUGGGCCGCCUGGGUACCCAGGCAAGCAAGGACCCCAUGGGCACCCUGGCCCUCGGGGCAUCCCUGGCAUCGUGGGAGCUGUGGGUCAGAUUGGCAACACAGGGCCCAAGGGAAAACGUGGAGAGAAGGGUGAUCGGGGAGACAUAGGACGUGGACAUCCGGGGAUGCCUGGACCCCCAGGGAUCCCAGGACUCCCUGGUCGGCCUGGCCAGGCAAUCAAUGGCAAAGAUGGAGAUCGAGGGUCCCCAGGGGCCCCAGGAGAGGCAGGCCGACCUGGCCUGCCAGGCCCUGUGGGACUACCAGGCUUCUGUGAGCCUGCAGCCUGCCUUGGGGCCUCAGCCUAUGCCUCUGCACGCCUCACAGAGCCUGGAUCCAUCAAGGGACCAUGAGCAUCAGGCUUGGACAGCGGCUAGCAGGCAUCCUGGGAGGAAAGGAUGAAGUCCCUCUGGGUGGACAAGUACCCCGUCCCUCAGGCCAGGACUUUCUGUCCAGGACCCAGGAGUACUGAGGAAAAGGAAAUUCAAAACAUGGGGGAAGGGCAGAGAGGGCAAGUGUUGGCAGAGUCCAAGCUCCUAAUAGAAUGGGGUGGCUUUCCUUCCCAGAGCACCCUAAGAUGUCACCAAAACAAAUAUCUGCACCAUCCUCCACUGGUCAUUGUGUCCUUGGGCAAGUGAACGAGGCUUCUCCGCCAGCUCCUGAUCCCAUUUCACCCGCUGGGCUCACUGGGUGAAUGCUGAUGGGGCCUACCCUGAGGUGGUCAGCCUUAAGCCAGCCCCACUGCUUCCUGCCUGCCUCUCUCCCACCUGAGUAUUUAAAUGCCCCCUUCUUCUUUCUGACAUUACCUUUUCUGUCCUGCCCUCUAGAUCCAUGCAGUCAUUUCUGUAAAUAAAAGCCCCCACCUU
Molecule: messenger RNA, 2577 nt
Organism: Talpa occidentalis (Iberian mole)
Lineage: Eukaryota; Metazoa; Chordata; Mammalia; Eulipotyphla; Talpidae
Gene: COL9A2
Product: collagen type IX alpha 2 chain
Exons: 32
Coding region: 1-2064 (687 amino acids)
Source: RefSeq, a predicted model, not a curated record